This is a messenger RNA of Juglans regia (Persian walnut), 1758 nucleotides long. Its product is annotated as ELMO domain-containing protein A-like. Lineage: Eukaryota; Viridiplantae; Streptophyta; Magnoliopsida; Fagales; Juglandaceae. The record is from RefSeq and is a predicted model, not a curated record. The transcript has 9 exons. The coding region runs from base 638 to 1438 and encodes 266 amino acids.
AAACGCCACCCCAUAACACACAGGCCACCCACCGAAACAGACAUACACAGAGAGAGAGAGAGAGGGUGGGAGGGAGGCUCUCAUCUCAUGGACUCCGCUUCUCAGAUCUCCUACAAACCCUACCCUCGCCAUACCCAUAAACCAUGAACAAUAUGCUACAUCCAUUUAUAUUUCCUCUCCCGAAAGAUUUUUAGAUUUUCUCCGUUUCCCCCUCAAGAAUCUCUCUCCUUCUUCCAAGAAACCUCUCCGUCCCCCACCUCGGCUCCAUUACGAUUCCUUCUCCUCCAUUUUCUUGGAAUUCUUCUUCCAGAAUCGAAUUCCGUUUUCUUCUUAUUUCUUGGACUGAUAGAGGUUUGAUUUCUCGUUUAUCGGAUUCUGCGAUUUCCGGCGGCUCUUAGACCGUUCUUGUUGGUUCUCUCCACGGCAUUUCCCCGUUUCAUACUGUACGGAUAUAAUAUCGCCGUUUCUGUCUGGUUUCGUUGAUUCCUGGUUGCAGCAUUCUUUGGAUUUUUGUUUGAGUUUGAUUAGACUAUUGGCUUGAAUUUCGGUUUCGGAUCGGUGUGGAAGAGAUUGGUUAGGGUUUGUGAGGUUGGCGACGAAGGUAGUGAUCGUGUAGUGGUGCGGUUUUGUGGUAAAUAUGGACGAUAGAGGAGGGUCAUUUGUCGCUGUCAGGAGAAUUUCUCAAGGCCUGGAGCGAGGCAACACCUGCCAUUCAACUUCCGCUGAAGUUGUGGCAGGAUCGGCAGCAUGGCUUGGCAGAGGUCUUUCUUGUGUGUGCGCACAAAGAAGGGAGAGUGAUGCUCGUCCUUCAUUUGAUUUAAGCCCUGCUCAGGAGGAAUGCUUGCUGAUGCUACAGAGUCGUAUAGAUGUUUCCUAUGAUUGUUCAAUCCCUGAGCACCAGGACGCUUUAAGGGCUUUAUGGAAUGCUGCCUUUCCUGAAGAGGAACUUCGUGGUCUAAUAUCUGAGCAGUGGAAAGAUAUGGGUUGGCAGGGGAAGGAUCCAUCGACGGAUUUUAGAGGUGGUGGUUUCAUAUCACUGGAGAAUUUGUUGUUCUUUGCCAAGAAUUUUCCGAAAUCCUUCCAGGAUCUUCUCCGAAAGCAGGAAGGUGAUCGAUCAGUCUGGGAAUACCCAUUUGCUGUAGCUGGUGUGAACAUCACAUUCAUGCUUAUACAGAUGCUUGAUCUGGAAGCAGUCAAACCACGGACACUGGUGGGAGCAACAUUUUUGAAGUUCCUUUCAGAAAGUGACUUGGCAUUUGAUCUUCUCUAUUGCAUCACAUUCAAGCUAAUGGAUCACCAAUGGCUUUCCAUGCGUGCAUCAUACAUGGAUUUCAAUACAGUGAUGAAAUCCACUCGGCGUCAGCUGGAAAAAGAGCUGCUGCUAGAAGACAUCACACGGUUGGAAGAGUUGCCCUCAUACAGCCUUCUUACCCGAUAGUAUAAAGGUUUCUAGAGUUUUAACGUGUAAGGGCUUGUAACAGCAAGAUACAUGCCAUCAAUGGAGACACUUGAUUUUAGCUAGGUGGUAAUUGUAUAUGACACUGCUUGCUCUGGCGACAGCAUAUUACCGUUUGGUUUCUAAAAAAAGCGGGUUUCUAGAGUUUGUAAGGCUGAAGAAAGUAUGAAAAAUGAUUUCAAUCAGCAUGUUUUAAUGCUGAAGUUCAAAUCUUUUUCUUUCGGAGAAGACUUGUCUGACACAUUACUGCAAAUUCCAUUAUGUUAUGGAAUUGGAACCAAUGUGGUGGGUUUUGGUUUUCA